AUGGCAGAGCAAUCGGCUGCAGUGCCCACUUCUAAUAUGGCGGCGCUUAGCCCGGCUAGAUCAUUGACUGUUAUUUUCUUAAUUGUAAGCGGUUGUCUUGUUGGGUAUGUGGAUGGCAAGGGAGACGGUGAAGAGACUGUUAUCAUAGGUAUUAGACUAGAGGACAGUGACGAAGUGUCUUACAUGGAUGAAGGCUAUUUGCGAGUUAGCGAGCGAUCUCGAGUCAAGUUGCGGGUAUAUGGGCAAAACAUUAACAACGAGACGUGGUCCAAGAUCGCCUUCACUGAACACAAGCGAACAAGUGUCACUGGCGACGCCAACACUUCAUCGGGGGAGAGCCACAAGCAUGGGGAAACGUCCAACUCCCAUCCGUGUGGCAUCCGAUCAUCUGACAUUAUAAUUCUUCCCAAUGUCAUAGUGAACAGAAAAACGUCGGGAAUUAUUGAGAUUGACGUGAAGCCCCUGCGGAAAACGGAAAAGAGUAAAGUUUAUUACCUAUGCAUUGCCACAGCAACUCCUCCCUCAGCUGGGACGCAGGACGCGUGGUCCGAGAGCACCUGGAUCUACCAUGACGGACAUGACACGAAAGUUCUUGUAGUCGAGGAGAAAAAGUUCCUGCUACCUUUCUGGUUGCAGGUGAUUUUUAUAGCGAUGCUGCUGUGUCUGUCAGGGAUGUUCAGUGGGCUGAAUUUAGGACUGAUGGCUCUGGAUCCCAUGGAACUCCGGAUUGUUCAAAACUGCGGGACAGAGAAGGAGAGAAAUUAUGCAAAGAAGAUCGAGCCUGUUCGGAGUCAGGGAAAUUACCUGCUUUGCUCACUUCUUUUGGGAAAUGUCCUAGUUAACACUACGUUGACUAUACUGCUGGAUGACAUUGCUGGAUCUGGUCUAAUUGCAGUUGUGGUGUCCACCAUUGGCAUAGUGAUAUUUGGUGAAAUAGUUCCGCAGGCGAUCUGUUCCAGACACGGCCUCGCUGUUGGUGCAAAUACUAUAUUCCUUACCAAAUUUUUCAUGAUACUUACAUUUCCAGCUUCUUAUCCUGUGAGUAAACUUUUAGAUCAUGUAUUAGGACAAGAGAUCGGAACCGUUUACAACCGAGAGAAGCUCCUGGAGAUGUUACGAGUCACAGAUCCAUAUAAUGACUUAGUCAAAGAAGAACUCAACAUCAUUCAGGGCGCUUUAGAAUUAAGGACCAAAACUGUCGAAGACGUCAUGACGCCUCUGCGAGACUGUUUCAUGAUCACCGGAGACGCUAUCCUCGACUUCAACACCAUGUCUGAGAUUAUGGAAAGCGGUUACACGCGCAUUCCGGUAUUCGAGGGAGAGAGGAGCAACAUCGUGGACCUGCUGUUUGUCAAAGACCUGGCGUUCGUAGAUCCGGAUGACUGUACGCCGCUGAAAACCAUCACCAAGUUCUACAGUCACCCCCUGCAUUUCGUCUUCAAUGACACCAAACUGGAUGCGAUGCUAGAGGAGUUCAAAAAGGGUAAAUCACAUCUUGCCAUUGUCCAGAGAGUGAACAAUGAAGGAGAGGGAGACCCUUUCUAUGAGGUUUUGGGCAUCGUCACUCUGGAAGACGUCAUUGAGGAGAUUAUCAAAUCUGAGAUCCUGGACGAGACAGAUUUGUAUACUGACAAUAAGACAAAAAAAAAGAUCGCUCACCGGGAGAGGAAGCAGGACUUCUCAGCUUUCAAACCCACAGAUAACCAGCUGAAGGUCAAAAUAUCACCCCAGCUUCUGCUUGCAACCCUGCGUUUCCUAGCAACUGAAGUGGAGCCCUUUGGUCCAGUCCAAAUGUCAGAGAAGAUCCUCCUGCGUCUGCUUAAACAUCCUCACGUCAUCCAGGAGCUCAAGUAUGACGACAAGAACAAGAAAACGCUAGAACACUACCUUUUCCACCGCAACAAACCCGUGGACUACUUCAUCCUAAUCCUCCAGGGGAAGGUGGAGGUGGAGGCAGGGAAAGAGGGAAUGAAAUUUGAAGCCGGAGCGUUUUCCUAUUACGGCAUAAUGGCCCUCACCUCCUCACCAGUUCCUCUCUCCUUGUCUCGAACCUUUGUUGUCAGCAGAGCAGAAUCACUAGCAGGAUCUCCAGAAAACAAGUCGCCUCCGCGUCCGUUUGGACUGAACCACUCGGACUCGUUGAACCGGAGCGACCGGAUCGAUCGGAUCGACGCGGUCACGCCCACUCUGGGCAGCAGUAACAAUCAGCUGAACGCGUUCCUGCAGGUCUACGUCCCAGACUACUCCGUCAGAGCCGCCUCGGACCUGCUCUACGUCAAGGUCACACGGCAGCAGUACCAGAAUGCGGUGAUGGCGUCUCGCAUGGAUAAGACCCCCCAGUCGUCAGACGGAGAGUUCACCAAGAUGGAGCUGACGCUGACGGAGCACGCAGAUGGAGCAGUGGAGGAAUCCACCACCCUCCUGAUCCAGCAGCACAACAACACGACCACGCACAGAGCCAACCACACAGCUCACGGCGACGGAGCCAUUUAA
Molecule: messenger RNA, 2493 nt
Organism: Chanos chanos (milkfish)
Lineage: Eukaryota; Metazoa; Chordata; Actinopteri; Gonorynchiformes; Chanidae
Gene: cnnm2a
Product: cyclin and CBS domain divalent metal cation transport mediator 2a
Exons: 8
Coding region: 1-2493 (830 amino acids)
Biological process (GO): magnesium ion homeostasis; transport
Cellular component (GO): plasma membrane
Molecular function (GO): magnesium ion transmembrane transporter activity
Source: RefSeq, a predicted model, not a curated record